UACUUUGUGUUUUGUAGCAAGCAGACAUCAAAAUCAAAAUCAUAAUCAAAAAUCAACCAAAGUCACCACCAAGAAACAACACAAGUAGAAGAAAAAAGAAGCACAAGUAGAAGGAAAACCCCUUUCUCUCCUCUUCUCCUUUUCUUUCUUUUCCUUUCCACCCAAUCAAUCGUUUACUUCACAGACCUCUCUUUCCUCGAUUCUAGGGUAACCUUUUUCUUCAACAAGCUUGAAAGAGAAAGAGAGAGAGCGCGAGAGAGAGAGAGAUAUUUUUUUUUUUACUUUUUUAACUUUUUUUUCUUUGUGAAUUGGGCGAGUCGACUCAGUGGAACAUGUACUUCUCGGGUGAUCCGUCGACUCGGAAGCGAGUCGAUUUGGGAGGUCGGAGUUCGAAGGAGAGAGAUAGACAGAAGCUUCUGGAACAGACCAGAUUGGAGCGGAACCGCCGAUUGUGGUUGCGCCAGCAAAACUCCGCUGCCCUCAAAAUUCAGAAAUGCUUCAGAGGGAGAAGGGCAGUAAAAGCUGAACAUUUUAAGGUGCGAGAGCAGUUCUAUGGAACUUAUGGGAAGUGCUGCCAAAAUGUAGACAGGCAUUGUUUUAGCCCGGAUUCAGAGUUCCUUCGCCAGUUACUUUUUUUCUUUAAUGCACGAAAAGAUGAUGAUUUUGCAAUUCUUGUGGAGACAUGCCGAUUACUUGUGCAAUUCAUUCAAGAUAGUGGGGACACCGUGAGCCUCUUUGCAGGCAGGGAUUAUUCAUCUAAUCAUGCUUUGGUGGACUACAGAGUGAAGCAGCUUGCAUAUGCUUGUGUUGAGGCCGUGCAUCAGAAUAGGAAUCGAUUGAAGGAGCAACUAUUAAUGAAACCCGAGGAAUCUAGCAUCUCAAUGACUCUCUUGCUGGAAGCGGUAGUUUCAUUGAUAGAUCCAAAACUUCCAUGGGUUUGUAACAUAGUUGGCUAUCUUUUGCAAAGAAAGACAUUCAGUCUGUUUAGGGAGAUUGCUCUUGCAUGGAAGGAAAGUACAAAGAUUGCUGCUUCCAAUGGGAAAGUGUCGUCGUUGGAGCAUGUGCUUGCCCUUGUAAUUCCUCACAUUGGUCGGAAGCCAUGCACUUGUCCAAAUAUUGAUCCACAAUGGAGUUUUUCAUCCCAGAUUCUUACAAUUCCUUUCUUAUGGAAGUUUUUCCCAUACUUAAAAAAGGUUUUUGCAACAAGGGGCCUAAGCCAACAUUACCUUCAUCAGAUGGCAUUUUGUGUGCAAAAGUGUGCUAAUGUACUUCCUAAUGAUAUAUCCGCUGAAUUUCCUGGUUAUGCCUGUCUUCUUGGAAAUAUUUUAGAAACUGCUGGAGUUGCUUUAUCCCAGCCUAACUGCUCAUUUGAAAUGGCUGUUGACCUUGCUGCUGUUACAACGUUUUUGUUAGAGGAACUUCCUUCCAUGAAAUCAUCUAGUAGAGAGAGUCCCAUGCUGGUUGACGAUGAUAUGAUUAUAGAUGAUGAAGUAACAGAAGUAAUUUUGAAUAGGGAUUUGGAACAACAGAUAUGCAAUGCUAUGGAUCCCCGCUUUCUUCUACAACUGACAAAUUUGUUAUUUGGAGGAAUUUCACUUGCCGGUAAUUCACACGAUGGACCAGAUGAUAAAGAGGUGGCAGCUGUUGGUGCAGCUUGUGCUUUUCUACAUGUCACUUUCAACACUUUACCUCUUGAACGAAUCAUGACUGUACUAGCUUACAGAACUGAACUCGUUUCCGUGCUUUGGAAUUUUAUGAAGCGCUGCCAUGAGAAUCAGAAAUGGUCAUCUUUGUCACAGCAGUUAUCAUAUCUAUCAGGAGAUGCUCCUGGUUGGCUGCUACCCCUGGCUGUGUUCUGUCCAGUGUACAAGCACAUGCUUACAAUAGUUGAUAAUGAGGAGUUCUAUGAGCAGGAGAAGCCACUGUCGUUGAAGGAUAUUAGAUGUCUUAUCAUUAUUCUAAGACAGGCCCUAUGGCAGCUUUUAUGGGUAAAUCCUACAACCCCAUCAAAUUCCAUGAAAUUUGCCACGAAGACCUCUUCCAAUAAGAGGCAUACUGAGGAAUUCAUUCAAGAAAGGGUUGGCAUUGUGGCAUCUGAGCUCCUCUCACAGUUGCAAGAUUGGAACAACAGACGGCAGUUUACAUCCCCCAGUGACUUCCAUGCUGAUGGUGUUAAUGAAUUCUUUAUUUCUCAGGCUGUAAUGGAAAAUACACGAGCAAAUGACAUAUUGAAGCAAGCUCCUUUCUUGGUACCAUUUACGAGCAGGGUUAAAAUAUUCAAUUCACAGUUAACAACAGUCCGGCAAAGACAUGGGUCUAAUUCUGUUUUUAGUAGAAAUCGAUUCAGAAUACGAAGGGAUCAUAUUCUGGAAGAUGCCUAUAAUCAGAUGAGUGCAUUGUCUGAAGAAGAUCUUCGAGGAGUGAUUCGUGUAACAUUUGUCAAUGAAUUUGGAGUUGAGGAAGCUGGCAUCGAUGGUGGUGGAAUUUUCAAGGAUUUCAUGGAGAAUAUCACUCGAGCAGCUUUUGAUGUCCAGUAUGGUUUAUUUAAGGAAACAACCGAUCACUUGCUCUACCCUAAUCCUGGAUCGGGAAUGAUACAUGAACAGCAUCUCCAAUUUUUCCAUUUUCUUGGAACUCUUCUUGCAAAGGCUAUGUUUGAAGGCAUUCUUGUUGAUAUACCAUUUGCAACCUUUUUCUUGAGCAAAUUAAAGCAGAAGUAUAAUUAUUUGAAUGACUUGCCGUCAUUGGACCCAGAAUUGUAUCGCCAUCUUAUUUUCUUGAAGCAUUAUGAAGGUGACAUUUCAGAGUUGGAACUGUAUUUUGUUAUUGUCAAUAAUGAAUAUGGAGAGCAAACAGAAGAUGACCUACUUCCAGGAGGAAGAAACUUGCGUGUUACUAAUGAGAAUGUUAUUACAUUUAUUCAUCUUGUAGCCAAUCACCGUUUGAAUUAUCAGAUACGUCAACAAAGUUCUCAUUUCUUGAGGGGUUUUCAGCAACUUAUACAGAAAGAUUGGAUUGACAUGUUUAAUGAGCAUGAACUGCAGCUUCUGAUUUCAGGUUCACUUGAAAGCUUGGAUGUUGAUGAUCUACGAUUGCACACUAAUUAUGCGGGUGGCUAUCAUAAAGAGCAUUAUGUCAUAGAGAUGUUCUGGGAAGUCCUCAAAAGCUUUUCAUUGGAAAAUCAAAAGAAAUUCCUGAAGUUUGUGACUGGGUGCUCACGAGGACCCCUCCUUGGAUUCAAAUAUCUUGAGCCUUUAUUUUGCAUACAAAGGGCUGCUGGUAAUGCUUCUGAGGAGGCUCUCGACCGGUUACCAACAUCAGCUACUUGUAUGAAUCUUCUAAAGCUUCCACCAUAUAGAAGCAAAGAGCAACUGGAAACAAAGUUGCUAUAUGCUAUAAAUGCUGAUGCUGGUUUUGAUUUGAGCUGAUUGACCCACAUGACAACCAUGCCAAAUGUAUGUCAAGUGGAGGAAAACUGUCGGUAGACAGUCUGUGACUCUGAUCUGUGUCAUCGGUUUUAUGUUUCUGCAUUCUUGGAAGUGUCAAUGACCAUCAGAACUUCCUAGAAGACUACAAAGAUCAAAAGGCAGAGUGUAGGCUGAUUAAAUUGGCAUGUAAAUGAUAUUCUGGCCAGCCUGCUUAUUUAAGUUCAAAAUGUACAUAAGUGAUAUCUAUAAAAUAGAUCGGCAUUGUGUAGUGCAGGCAUGCAGGACUAGUUGGUCUAAUGAAUGUGAUCUUUUUGUAGACUCUAAUUUUUUUUUAAAGGUCUCUUAUAUGUUUGUGUAAAUGAGAAGGGAUGACCACGACUAUCAAAAGAAAAAAGCAAAAAGAAAAAAAAGAAUAAAAAAAUGAAGUGAUGACCACAUGUAAGUAGGUCUUUGUAGAAAAUUCAGUGCUUAGGCAGUUUUCUAAUUUUUCCACCUUUUUUUUUGUCCCUAUCUUACAUAUAUAUGAUGUGUUGUAAAUUAGAGGAACGAAGGAGUCUCAUAUCUCUAAUAUGCUCAGUUGCUCGCAUUGUAAACCGAUUUAAUAACUAUUAUUGUGGCAUAAUAAUGAUUUUUAUUUCGUCUUUU
Messenger RNA from Quercus robur (English oak), 4073 nucleotides. Its product is annotated as E3 ubiquitin-protein ligase UPL6. Lineage: Eukaryota; Viridiplantae; Streptophyta; Magnoliopsida; Fagales; Fagaceae. The record is from RefSeq and is a predicted model, not a curated record. Gene Ontology annotation, molecular function: protein binding; ubiquitin protein ligase activity. Gene Ontology annotation, biological process: ubiquitin-dependent protein catabolic process; protein polyubiquitination. The transcript has 26 exons. The coding region runs from base 333 to 3428 and encodes 1031 amino acids.